Messenger RNA from Cadophora gregata, 1506 nucleotides. RefSeq lists its product as uncharacterized. The record is from RefSeq and is a predicted model, not a curated record. NCBI's taxonomy places the organism in Eukaryota, Fungi, Ascomycota, Leotiomycetes, Helotiales, Ploettnerulaceae. The transcript has 2 exons. Bases 1 to 1356 code for a protein of 451 amino acids.
AUGCUGUGUCCACAAGUCGUGAAGAUGCAUCAAAACAUAUCCCCUUACGACGUUCUAAACAUGAACCCCCUACUCCUCUGGCUUCGCAAAUGUUUCUCCAACCUACCUCGGGCCUCUCGCAUCAUCUUCAUCUCUGGAUGUAUAAUUUUCACCAUCGUCUUUAUGUACAGUACCCGCGAAAUUCGCAUCGUCGAAUUCCCCCAAGAAUUAGUCGAUCAGCACGUCAUCAAAGACGAUGGUGGCUUCUACCGAAUCCUGAAAGGUCCCAUGCCGAGCGUGAAUCUCGUCGUGGCGGCAACGAGCAAGGAAGACUACUCAUGGGUCAAAGAGUUGAAAGUCCCGGGAAUGAAGGUGGUGCCAUAUAUUGCGGACGAUCUAAAUGCGACGCAUCACGCACAGAAGAACAAGGGUCAUGAAGCGAUGAUGUAUCAUCAGUAUUUCUAUGAUUUUUAUGAUAAUUUACCGGAUAUAUCAAUCCUGAUACAUUCGCAACAGAGGUCCUGGCAUAUUGAGCAAUUGCUUGAUCAGAGCAUGAGCUUCUCACUCAACCACCUCGACCUCCGCGAAGUCCAACGCCGCGGCUUCCUCAACCUCCGCGUAACUUGGGGGAUAGGCUGCAGCUCAGGCUCUAUGAACACCACCAGAGUCAACGAAGAAUCAAGUACAUCGCCCGAGCAGAAAGAAAUGCAAGAAGCGUUCCGAGCAAAUUUCAACGUCUACAACGUCCCUGAGAUCCUAGCCACGCCCUGCUGUUCCCAGAUCGCAGUCACGAAAGAGCGCAUUCGGAGUGUACCGAGAGAGCAGUAUCAACAUCAUAUCAAGUGGUUGCUGGAUUCCAAUCUGAGUGAUAGUAUAAGCGGCAGGACUUGGGAGCAUAUGUGGCAGUACCUCUUCCUCGAGAAAUCUAUCGACUGUCCACUCGAACAUAAGGCGUAUUGUCGCCUCUACCACAUCUGUUUCGGCGGACGCGAGGAGUACGAAGAAUGGAUUGAGCUUAACCAAGGCCGGUCACAGCUCGAGAAGGAACUCGAAAAACUUGUCAAAGUGGCAGAGCAGCCUCUGAGGAAAGACAAGGAUGGGAAGAUUGUGGAGGACAAGCAGAACGAGAAGGUCUUGACGGAUGCGGAGAUAAAAUCCAAGGAGACGAUGAAGAAGUGGUUGGAGAAGGAGUUGAGGACGGUGAGAGAGGCGAUCAGGGUUAGGAGGGAGGUGGCGGUUGUGAGGGGGAGUGUGGAGGCUAAUAGGGUUGCGGAAGGGGUGAAUCUGUAUGGUGAUGAGGUGGAGCCUGGGGUGGAGGACAAGAUCUUCCCGCAGACGGUGUCGAGUGUGGUCGCUAGUAGUACGGCUUUGUCUUGAGUAUUGGCGAUCAUGUAUUCAUAGAUGUGUCACUGUAGCGUUUGUUGUUCGAUCAUAGGGCGGUUUGAACCACUAAAUUCAAUUGCAAAUGCCGUUGAGAUAAAAGUAUUUCACGAAAUAUAUCUGUAGUCUUAGUUAGAACGAAAAGAG